Molecule: messenger RNA, 8954 nt
Organism: Conger conger (European conger)
Lineage: Eukaryota; Metazoa; Chordata; Actinopteri; Anguilliformes; Congridae
Product: centromere protein F
Exons: 16
Coding region: 279-6419 (2046 amino acids)
Biological process (GO): mitotic cell cycle; regulation of G2/M transition of mitotic cell cycle; metaphase chromosome alignment
Cellular component (GO): nucleus; spindle pole; chromosome, centromeric region
Molecular function (GO): microtubule binding; dynein complex binding
Source: RefSeq, a predicted model, not a curated record
GUGACAGGGCAACAGGCGGCACGAGUUUGAGCUUGUGAACAGUCUACCGAGUACAUGCCCUACGGAAGAAAAUCAUACAUUUUGUGAUAUUGUUUGUUUGCUGUUUUAGUAUCAACAAUUGAACUGCAAACUCCAUCAGUGUAUUAGGAUUUAUUUGAAACCAUAAUCAGCUUCGAAAAGUGUCUCAAAGCCGGCUCAGCCCAUGGCCUGGUUGUGACGUGUCCUGGGUUUCGGAGGCCGUGUGUGUGUGUGUGUGUGUGUGCGCCGGGGCUGCGGGGAUGAGCUGGACGGUGGAUGAUUGGGCCGCGGGGCUGUCGGGCACAGCCCUGCAGAAGGUGCGGGAGCUGCAGGCCCAGCAGGACCGGCUGCAGAGGGAGAAACAGCAGAGACAACUGCAGCUGGACAGCACUGAGGCUGCCCUCUGCAAGCAGAAACAGAAGUUUGAGGAGGUGCGCGUGGAGCUGGCCGGGGUGCGCAGGGACCUGCAGAGCUCCCAGGAGGAGGUGCUGGUGGGAGUGCGGGAGCGGAAUCGCCUGUCACAGGACCUGCAGGUGAAACAGGCCCAGGUGUGCAGCCUGGAGGGGCAGCUGGACUCGGCCCGGACGCUGUCGCAAACGCUCACGCAAGAGGUCAAACGGCUGGAGGCGGAGCUUGAGAAGCUGCAGAAUGCCAACAGCUCCGGCGACGCGGUGCUGUUCUCCACCCCCUGCUGGAACCCGUCCUCCAGGGAGAACAGUGGGUCCCGGUGGGAGCAGAAGGACUCGUCGGGAGGCGACAGCGACCUCAAAGCCCUGCAUGUCAGGCAGCUGCAGUUCGCCGAAAACAGCCCCAAACCCGCGCCUUCCCCGUUCCCCUGGCAACAGAGCACCCCGCCCUCCGCCCGCCGGAACCGCCAGCCCAAGCCCCCCCCCUCCUCCUCCGCCGCCUCCGCCGUGUUUCCGUGGGAGAGAGAGGAGGCCUCGUCCGGCCCCCGGGGAAGGCCCGCGUCCGUGACCGCGCCCAGCGGUGGUGUCAUUGAGCGCAGCGGCCCCGAGGAUGCUGGGAAGGAUGGGGACGUCAGGAGGGAGAAUGACAUCCAACGGUCCAAGAUCGCGGAGCUCCAGACAUGGGUUCAGUCUCUGGAGCAGGAGGUCCGCUCGGCUUCGGACCGGCACCGGGAGACGGAGGCCCGGUUAGGGGAGGCGCGGGGGGAGCUGGCGGCCCGGGAGCAGACCCUGAGUCGGGCCAAAGAGGAAGUGGUCCGGGCCAACAGCCACGUGGAGAAGGAGAAGGACAGGGCGCAGGCUGCAGAGCAGCGGGUGAAGCAGCUGCAGGAGGAGCUGAGCUGCCAGAGGCAGAACGCAGAGAGCAGCCGCCGCAGUGCGGAGCAGCGCUGGAAGGACCUGGAGAGAGAGCACCAGAGAGAGCUGUUGGAGCUGCAGAAGGAGAGCCAGGCCAGGGAGAAGCAGCACCAGCAGGAGAGCGGCAGGCUGAACCAGGAGCUGCAGAUGGCCCGCACCCUGCACAACACUCUGCAGGCUCAGUGUGACAAGGUGCUGCUGCAGAAGCAGGCUCUGGAGAAAGAUCUGGACAGCGUGCGGGGCAAACUGCAGUGGACUGAAAAGGAGUUGCAGGAGUGCCAGAAGAGAGAGGCCCAGAUCCAGGGCAAGCUGACGGAGGCGCUGCGGGAGAGGGACAAUCUGGGGCUGAGUCUGGAGCACAGCGGCCAGCGGGUGAAGGGUCUGGAGCAGGAGGUGAAGAGGCUGGCCCAGGAGCUGGCCGAGGCUCUGAGGCUGCUGGCAGAGCUGCAGGCUAAGCUCGCCGUUCCUGCUGCACCGACAGUUCCCACUCGAUGUAUCCCUGUCGGGGAUAGCUUCUCCUCACCUGUGACCCCCCAUCGCCCCUCACACGUGCCGAAGAAGAAGGUUAACAGGACCGAAAAACCGAGGGAAGAGGAGCAAGAUCAGAGGGCCAAGUACCCCACAGACAGGGAACCAGGGGAGGGCAUAGACUCUGAUUUCAUAGGGGAGUUUGGGUCCCAAGCACCAGAGAAACCAAAAGGUGAAGGAGGGAGGGCAAGAAAAGAGGCUGAUCGGAGAGGCUCCAUAACCCGAGAAGCGGAGGAAGAGAAGAGCGACAAAACUUGUGUCCAUGACGACGGUGCCUCCACUAAAGAACAGGUGGAUGCAGGGACUGACCAAGGAGAGACUGUGCAAAGGGACGUCAAGGUCUCGACCAAAGAUGAAAAGCAAGGUCACAACAGCAGUGAUGGCGAUACCCAGCCAGAGGGUGUAGGUGUCCAGAGUCAGGAUUCAUCUGGUCCCAAAGGCCAGCACAGUGCCCCAUCCCUGCAGGAUCUGAAGAGUGAAAAUGUAGCCCUGCGUGAUGACCUGAAGGAGGCCAAGCGGGAACUGGAGCAGAGGCUGGAGGACCUGGAGGCCCAGAGGAGGGCGGAGACAGAGGCCAGGACCAAGCUGAAGCAGCUGAGCCGAAAGAACUCCUCCCAGGUGGAGCAGCUCCGCCAGAAGACCCAGGAGCUCAAAGAGGAAGGAGGCCGGCUGGAGAAACAGCUGGAGGAGGAGAGGAAGGAGAGCGGCAGGCUGAGGGACUCCCUGGAUGCCCUGGAGGGCGAGCGUCGGGAAGAACAGACCGAGAAGAACAGAGGAGACGAAGAGGCGAGGACUGCGAUGGACAAGCUGAGGGCAGACCUAGCGGCGCUGGAGUCGGAGCUCCGGAAAGAGCAGGAGGAUAAGGAGAGGGAAAAAGAAGACGGGGAGAGGGAGAGGUUGAAAGACGAGGAGUGCCGGAGAGCUCUGACGGAGAAGGUUGCAGAACUUCAGUCGGAAGUGGAGGAGUUGCGGAAUUCGAAAUGGGAAGGGGAAAAUGGGAACGAGGAGACUGAUAAGCCCUUAACACCUCUGAUACUGGAAUUGAACUCCAACAACAACAAUGCUGUCGCCAUGCAAGAUGAUAAUUUCAUUCCAUCGCCAACUGAAAGCAUCUCUCUGUCGGACUCUGCGGGAGCCGAGACCCCGAAAAAGGAAGAAAUUGACCUGAUCACCGAGGAGGGAGCAAAAUCCUCCAAACAUCCUGUAGAGAUCAGAGGACCUUAUCCGGGGAAGCCUACUGUAGAUGGGUCACAGAUGUCAGAGAAGCUGCUGGAUUCAGAUGAGGUGGUCCAGCUGGUCUUGGAAGUUGAACGGCUGAGGGGCGCUUGUGUGAAACUGCGGGGGGAGAAGGACAGGGAGGCGGGAAGGGCUAAGCAGACCCAGGCCAAGCUGGAGGUCCUGCAGAACCAAGUGACUAACCAGACUAAGCAGCUGACCCUCGCCUUCGAGAACCAGAGCAGCAACAUAAAGGACCUUCUGGGGGAGCUGCAGGUCAGGGACAGCACCCUUCAGAGGCUGGAGGAUGAACUGCAGGGCUGUCACGGGGAAAUCGCCGAAAUGAAAGCAGAGAAGCUGAAGCUGAAGCAGGAGUGUGAGGGCUUUGGGAAACCAGAGGAGACGGGGCCCGAGCAGAUGGCCUUUCAGACGCCUUCGACACCGGGUAAAGGCGCGAUACCAGACAUUGAAGCUGAGCAAACAGCCGAGAGAAACUCGCUCCAUGAUUCUGGACAGAGCUCUCUUUCGAGCAUCUCUCCAACUGAGCAGGUGUCACAGAGUAUCAACAAUGACGGCUCUGUGAAGGACUUGCAGGCAGAAUUACGUGACUUGAAGGCUGAGAAUGAAGAACUGCAAUCUAAACUCGCUGCAGCUGCAACUGUAAAUGGAUCGAAUUGUGUCAACGUGGACCAAAGUGCACUCAUUGGAGAUGGCGCCACUCAGAGACUAGUGGGUGAGUUAGAGGCUGCCAAAGAAGAUCUAAGAAAAACGAGAGCAAAGAAUGAAGAGCUUCAGUCCCUGUUAUCUCAAGCUGAGUUGUCAAAGAAUCUGGAAAAGCGACCUCUGGAUUCAGAAGUCAAACAGGGCCCUUUUUAUGAUAGCCAACAGAAUGUGAUUGUUUCAGGAGAUUUGGGCGCCCAUACCGAGGUAGCAAAGGGAAGAGUGGAAGCUUUUGGGAAUCAAGACUUCCAGACGGAACAAAGGGAAGAACUGACAUUAAAAAAUGAAGAACUGACAUUAAUGGUUGAAACCCCCUCCUUGUUGGAAGGGAGUAGGCAGCGAACAGUGUCGACAGGCCAAAAGACACUUGAUGCACACAGUGAGAGCAGCAAAGAUGCAGAGUCCGAUAUAGAUGUGCAACAUAACCGAAACACCAUUAUCAAGCUGCAAGCUGAAAAUCAGGCUUUGAGGUCCUGGGCUCUUGCUGUGUGUCCUCCAGAUAGACAAGGCGAGAUAGACAAGGCCAUUUCUGAUAGCGGACGUAAUAGAGGUUCUAAUUCUGAGUUGGGUGAUGGUGGCAGUAGACUGACUCAAGGUGCAAAUUUAGCUGAUGAAGGGUCCACUGGCGUAGAGAGGGUGGUUGUAAGUGAAGAGGGCAGUCAAAGUGAUAAGGCUUCGCAGUUGUUGCUAAACAUGCCACCUGCCCAGGAGCUCACCAGCUCUCGCAGCAAUGAUGGACUGAAUCUGGAACGAGGAAAAGACAUGCAGGAACAAAUCCAGGCUGAAUCGCGUAGUCUGAAAUCUGGGGAAAUGGACGAUACUCCCCAGCAGGCAAAUUACACAGACAAAACUGGAAUGGAGCAAAACCGGUUCUCUCCAUCUGAGAUCACAGCUCUUCAGAAGCAGUUGGCGGAACUCCAGACCCAGGUCUCCAGCCUGCGAGAGGAGAACGUGAGGCAGGCGGAGGAGCUCGAAGUCUGGAGGGUCACCGGAGAGCCCAUCUCCCCACUGCUGAUGGAGGAGACCGCCAUUCACCCUCGCCAAGGCUCAAUCGCAGUGGUGCGUGAAGACCAGCUGCUCCUAACCUGCAAAGGGGAAGAGCUGAUAGGGUCCAGGCACAUGGUAGGGGAAGUGCGGGUGUUGGAGUUUGGAGGGCAAGAUCUCUCUGAAAAAUCGCCUGCACCAUCUGAAGGAGUUGACGGUGAAGAUCCCCCAGUUGAGAGGACCCAGGAGUCACUCGGGAAUGCAGAGAAACUGCCUGUGACUAUCCAGGUGCCAACUGAUACUAAUGUUAUAACAGACCUCAAGACCAAAGCAAUGGUUCACAGGGAUGUGGAUAUAGGGACCAAAACCAGGACGAACAGUCAUGAUGUUAGUCACCCAAGACCGGUCACUGUGGAAGGUGAUGACAGCUCUAAGGUAACUCACACAAGCAACCAGACCAAAACAACAGAGCACACUCACAGAGAUGAUCAGGAAAAUGGUGCAAACUAUUUUGACAGCAAGACCAAAGCAGCAGGCUGCAGAAUUUCAGAGGCCCAUAUUGAAGCAGCUUCCCCUGAAGACAGUCAGGCCAAAGCAUUUGAUCACAGAGAGACUCAUGCAACUGUCAUAGAAAAUGCAGGUGCAGUUAGUGAAAAAAUAGAGCCUGUUAAAGGAACUCAGCGGCUUGAGAGUCCCCAUCAACCGACUCUGUGCACUGUCAACACUAAUGAUUUCACUACAGAUUCAGGGAAGGCGCAUAGAGAUAGCGGCAGCUCCGUUCUGGAAGAAAAAGGAAAGGAAUUACAAACUACAAAGAGUUUUUUCAGAACCGAAAACUCUCAGAAGAACUGUGUACAGACUAACACUGAAACUGAUAAUAAGCAUGGCUUGACUAAAGAUGCCCUUUGCAUGGAGCCUGAAACUACAGAAGGGAACACACUAACAACAUCCCACAGGCAGUUGCAAGACAGCACCACAAAGCUUGUGUGCCCUGGGGUAGAGAGCGGGAACGAACCUGAGCACAGUGCCCCCUGCUGGCCAAAGGUGGUCACCAGAGACUUUCAAACUCAGACCGACGUGGAGAGCGAGAGCCUGGCUUCCAGUGGGCUGAGGGCCGGAGGGGGCCGCGAGGGCGGUGUGUGUAAAGAGCUUCGGACCACAGCCACUCAGACAGACAGUGACAGCGGGGGGAUGGGACCGGCCGGUCCCGCGCCCCCUGCUGGCGGCGGGGGGAUCCAGCACUCGAGUACCCAGACCGAGCCUGUGGAGAUGCAGGACGAAGACCUGGACACCAGCAACGAAGAGCAGAAUUCAGAAUCGCCGCCCCUAUCGCCCACGCCGAUGCCGGAGGGGGGACCCAGUCUUCUGUUUACCGGGUCGUUCUUCAUCCCGUCUGACCCGGCCCGUCUGGCAGAGCGGAUCCGCCGGAACCGCAGCCGAAUGUCGGCCGCCUACGACGACACGGAGUACGAGCCCUACGGCCUGCCCGAGGUGGUCAUGAAGGGUUUCGCUGAUAUUCCCAGUGGCCCUGCCUGUCCCUAUGUCCUGAGGAGGGGCCUGCUGGGGACCGAUGCGCUGCCCCUGCCCCUGCGGGAACAGCCCGAGGAGGAGCAGGAGGAGCCUGACCCCUGACCCCUCACCCACAGGGUUGUACAGGACCACAGACUCCAGUGCAGGCCUGCUGAAGACCUGCUGCACUACACACGCUGAAAUGGAGCGAGUCAGAUCCAGUUAAGAGCUCAGCCAGGUCCCAGCUGCUUGCCAUUCUCCCUCAGAUACUCAUUUAUGGGAAUGGAAACGGGCUGCUUUUCCUCUGGUCUGAUUGGGGAGCUGCGCUGAAACCACAGCCGGCAGCUCCCAAACCUGGGGUAGAUUCAUCACAGUAACUGUCUGUGCUGCAAUAACAUAAAAACAUAGAUUUAACUGUGUCAAGUAAAAUUCUUCCUUGGGUAAUAUAAGACACCUAACUGACUGCAGUAAAUAAUAAUGCUUUGCUUGAGGUGAGUUUGUUAUGAAGCCUUAAGCUCCACUCACCAUAGAGGGAAGUUUAGACGCUUGGUUUAACUUGGACGCUUGGUUGGUGGUAAAACUUUGUUCAAGUGAGCUUGUCAGUUUGGGAUUCUGUAACGGAAUAGUUCUGCUGAAUAAAACGGAAUAUUCCGGCACUAUAUUCCCAUAGGCUCGACGGUAUACCUCUUGAAUGGUUGUCUGAGGAUAAAAAUGGCUAUAGCCGGCAUUUUAGCUUUCCUUACAAAGGACAUGUGCCCACUGCCUACUGUGUGCUUGGUGUGUCUGAUCAAACCAUUUUGGGCUCUGACUGAGAGAGACAAGUAUAAUAUAACUUGAUAUUAGUGAUAAAAGUGAUAAUGUUUCAAGUGAUAUUAGUUCUCAUUUUAGGGUAUUUUCCACUGAGAUGAUUGAGUUAGUUAUACUCCUCAUGGUUAUAAAUGUAAGCUGAAGUCACUUCACUUUAUAAAACCGCAGAACGAGCUCGUCACUCUCAUUUACGAAAUGUGCACUACAGGGAGGCCCUGAUUUACUGUAUAUAUGUACGUGCGAGCAUCUUUAGAAAUAAUUUAUUUUUCUUAAGCUAUUGAAUACCCUGUUAAUACCAGCCAGUUUGCAGUGUAUUGGACUGAGUGUGGCUUUCUGUCGGGCUGUGUGCGUGUGUGUGCGUGUGUGCGUACGUUUGCUGUGUGGGUCUGCCUGCACUCACAAUAACCCGCGACAGUCUUUCCUCUCCAUUUAUGGUGAUCAGCUGUUUCAGCCUGGUCUGUUAGCCUGUCCUGUCUUGCAUUCACAGCUUAAAAACACUCACUCGCAUAAGGAAGGGUGCUUACAGAUGUACUCGGCCAUAAACAAUUGUAUGAAUGUAUAUUCACUGAAACUUUAGAAAUAUUGUAUUGUUUUAAUGUUUUGACUUUGCCUUUUCUUAAAGAAAAUUGUAUAUUUGUUUAUAGUUUAAUAUAUUUCUCAAGUUGUAUUUUAAAUAUUUUGGAUUUUGGGGACAAGUGUGCUUCUUAAUAUAGAUCACAUUAAUACAAGAUGCUAAUAUAUGCGAGAGGAUAUAGGUGCAUACUUCUGUGUAUGAAUAUUACAUGUGUGCACAUGCUGUAUAUGCUGUUGCGGUUAUAACAUUGCCUUCAUUUGAAACUCCUGCAUGAUUAGGCUGGUUUUUUUUUUUUCAAUAUUAUAUAAAUGGUUUUCACACUUUGAGGUCUCAGCACAGAUUAAGUGCAGAUCUGUAGCGGAUUCAGAUUUUUUUGGGAUAUUACUACAACUUUACAAAAGCCGUUUAAAAAAAAGAAGUGAUAGUUCACCCUAAUAUCAAUGUAAAUAUUUCUCAAUAUGAAUUUGCUGCUUCCAUGCACUAGUGGCUAGCAUCAUUAGCAUUGAUGUCUGAGAACAAGGGGAGCCUGGCUAUUUGUGGGUAGCAUGUUCCAUAUUCCAUGGUAGAAUUACCAACCUACAGUCUCUGCAGUCACUGAGCCUUGUGGUUCAUUUUGGAAUUAAACAUCGAGGUUAAGUUAUAUCACAUGGUACUUUAAAAGUAACUUGGAAAAGUGAAAGCGGACUUCUCUCAAAUGAGAUAAAACUGAACUGCCUAACCGGCCUAAAAUUGCUGCCAUAAUACCAGUGAAGAUUUCAGCACGCAUGCUCAACUUCCAAUGAACCACAUGCCUGAGCAACCUGGUUUGUUAUUGGCAGUAAUGCAGUUCCAUGCAUGGCACCAACGCUCAUUGUUUCUGACUUUAGGAACUCUUGAGGAAGGCAAUCGAAGGCCAUCGAUUUUGGCUGAACUAUCACUACUAUGGUAUGCCAAAUGAUGUGCAGUCCUCUGUGAAGGAUAUGGGCACCUCAGAAGCCAAGCAGAACCAGAGAGUACACUGUACAUAUAGUUGUCGUUCUUUGUGCACUAACUCCAAGUUAAGUUCAAAUGAAUGUCUUGAAAUGCACAGCAAGUGUUUUACAAGACACAGGCUGUGUACACUCACUGAACUGACCUGUGUGCACACGCACACACCCACAGCAUUUUACCCAAGAAACAGGACACACUUGUCGCACUGUAGUUAAAGCUGUGAUUUUGUAGUGAGAUUUUGUUUUGAUGAUUUGUACUUGUAUUUCUGUUGUGGUCCCAAGUUUUGAAUAAAAAUGUCUGUGAAUAAA